AGCUUUUAUACUAAGAUUCUUAUACAAGCGAUAUACUCGGCUUACUGAGUAAAAUGAUCAGUAUUUGACAUAACGGACCUGCCAUAGAUUUAAUGUUUCUUUGAUGCUUUGCAGAUUCGAAGUUUAAAUUCAAUGAUGGAUUUUGAAUAUGACAGUUCUCAAACUGUUCUGAAAAACACAGAAAAACUUCUGUUGGAUAAUAUUUUUUUGGAUUUUACUGUCAAGGUCGAUGACGUUUCCUUGCCAUGUCACCGUAUUUUUCUGGCAGCGUCGUCACAUUUCUUCAGAGCACUUUUAAUGACAGACAUGAAGGAGGCUAAAGAGGGUUGUGUAAAGAUCAAUGGGAUUUCUCUUAAAACAUUUCAACACAUUUUGAAGUCAAUGUAUACUGGAAAAGUUCCUUUGACGACGGAUAAUUUUAUAGACAUCUGGAAGGCAGCAGAUCAACUACAGAUAGACUUUAUUGUUAUACACUGUGAGGAUUUCGCUGCAAAGGCCAUUUCCGUUGAAAACAUUGAAAGCGUUGUGAAUACAGCUAAAGCGUUUAAAUCCGAAAAAGUGUUGAAUGCUUCAAAAUCUUUUAUGUUAAAUAACUUUGGCAUACUUAUGAACGACAAGCCUAUAAUGGAGCUGGAAGUUAAAGAUUUCAAUGAAUUGAUUGAUUCUCGGGAUCUUAAAGUAGAAAACGAAGACUGGGUCAUACAAGCAGUGUUACAGUGGGUUGAGUACGGGUGUGAAGAGAAAUGCAGUGUUGAAUAUGAAGACGUUUACACUGACAUUAUAGAUAACACUACAAAUAGUUCAAAUGAUGAACCUGGUAAAAGUCUUCAUGCAGCCAAUAAACAAAUGUUAAAUAAAAUAAAUCAGAGAACUCAAGCCUUGACAACAUUAUUGAGGUCUGUGAGGACGUGUCUUGUGAGUACACCACUUCUGAAACAUCUGCUAAAACAUCGAUUGAUAAUCAACAACACUGAAGCGAGAGAUAUUUUGAUUGAUGCUGUAUUGUAUAAGACAACACAUUAUAACCAGGGACAAUGGCGAACAAGUGCCAUACAUCGAGCUGUUAGUAAAUCGGAGCAUUACGGUGUUGAGUAUCAUAUAGAAAGAGGAGAAUUUUUUUACAUACAUGUAUUUGAAGAUAAGCUUUACAAAAGUAUAGGCUGUUUAGAUGUAUCACUAGACGUCACUUUAGUUGUUUUUGACUCUUAUUUGUACGCCAGUGGUGUUAAAGACGUCUCUCAAACAAACAGCUGUCUGUAUGUUUUUUGUGUAAAUGCUUGGAACAAAAUUACUGAGAUACCAGGACGGCAGUUAAUUUUAGUGCCAUAUGAACAAUGUCUCUUUACUCUUAGUAAAAGUUCUACUGAAAUAUAUCAAAUAUUCCCUAAAAACAGUAAACCAAAAGUUGAAGAAUUUACAAAGCUACCAGAGACAAUAAAAGCACAAUAUGCUAUAAAUUAUCACAGGAUGAUUCUGAUUUUCAGUUCUGUUACCGUCAAUGGUGAAGAGAAAACUGCAGUUCAUCAGCUGGACAUUUUAACAAAGAAAUUAACAGAAUUAGAACAAUUGAAUGGACCAGCUGAACAGAUAAUAAGUUUCAGUGAUGACAACAAUACUUACGUGUUACAAACUGUUGGAGAUUUGUGGCUUAUAAAUAGUUCAGUUGAACCAGUCACAUUCAAAUUGUUGGGAAGGUUAUGGACAAUUAAGAGAAAGUUGUGCGGUGCAUUGACAUACAAGAAAAAGUUGACUAUCUUUGGUUCUGACCACACCAAAGAGCCAGCUGAACAAAAACUGCUGUAUUCGUUUAAAGAGUACUUUAACUUUAUACAAUACUGGGGGACUGAUGAACAAUGUUCAAAUUUUAUACCAGCUACUCUAUUAAAAGAAGAAAUUGUGCCUUUCGGAACAUAAUUACAAACUAUUGCUAUAAUUGCUAUUGCAUUUUGGAAGGGUUUGGGGGCUGUGUUUUGUGGCGGAGGGUCAGUUUAUAUAGCUUUUUUGUUUGAUUUGUUUCCUAAGAUUUACGGUUUCAAUUUUUUUAUAGUUGUGCUGCAUACAUUUAUACUAAAAUAAUAUCACUCUGAUUGGUUGGAUUUCAAGUAAAUAAUGCUUCAUUUAGAUUUGUGUACAAAGUAAAUCUUCAAAGGGUAACACAACUGUGAAUAUUAUUUUUGCUGUACUUUAAAAAUGUAUUAUUAAAAAAAAUGUUACUGAUCAAAAUAUAUCAGGCUCUGAAGCUGGAAUAAUGCAAAACAAAUAGUGUUAAAUUAUAGAUACGUGCACAUGGGUAAUAAUUAUAGGACAAAAAGUAUAGGUCGCUCUCUCAGAACUGUGUGUUACAGAGAAAAAGCUACGUGUUGAGAUAAUUAGAUGGUUGUCGUACAGCCGCUUAAAAUGUAUGCCCACGACAAGGAGUGGUGGCCACAAAAAAAUGAAGUUGUUCUAGCUAAUCAAGGAACACUCCUAGAAGGUGCCGUCUUCCCGGUGGUUGACUGAAGACUAAUCGUGAUUUAACAAUAUUUAUUUUUAGGUACUCAAUUUAAACGCCAAAGAAUCUAUGUGUGUUUAGCUGUGUUUUAUCCUUUUUGUUAAUUUAUAGUAUAGGAGGUUAGUUUUUAAUAUUUUGAUGUGUUACGUGUUUUUAUGUUCAAAUAUUUAUAUUUUUAGGAGGUUAACAGUUUGUAUAUAUUUAUUUUUACACUGAAUAUUAGUAAUUCAUAGUAGUGUAAAUAUUGGUGGUGAGAGUUUUGAGUAAUCAAUAAUUAAUUAUUUUGUGUGUGUUAAUUAGUUUUAUUAUCAGAAUGUAUAGAGUAGGAUCAGUUGG
Molecule: messenger RNA, 2827 nt
Organism: Physella acuta
Lineage: Eukaryota; Metazoa; Mollusca; Gastropoda; Physidae
Molecular function (GO): protein binding
Source: RefSeq, a predicted model, not a curated record